Messenger RNA from Vicugna pacos (alpaca), 2863 nucleotides. It is a transcript of the gene SPARCL1, whose product is annotated as SPARC like 1. The record is from RefSeq and is a predicted model, not a curated record. Gene Ontology annotation, biological process: anatomical structure development; signal transduction. Gene Ontology annotation, molecular function: calcium ion binding; collagen binding; protein binding. Lineage: Eukaryota; Metazoa; Chordata; Mammalia; Artiodactyla; Camelidae.
CUGGGAACAAGAGCUGGAGGGGAGGACUGUUAACCCCAUUCUCUCGGGCAGAGUGAGCUCUUUGCCUGUGGGUCUGCACCGCCUGUAAAGCUCAUCGCGCACUCGCCCUCGGAGUGAGAGGCGAGCCCGCUGGGAACUGCAGGAAUCUGCAACAAAAACGAUGACAGUCUGAAAUACGUCGCAGUGCCAACCUCCAAAUUCAUCUGUCACCUCAGACCCUGACUAGUUGACAGAGCAGCAGAAUUUCAACUCCAAUAGACUUGAAUGUGUUUCUGGGCAAAGAAGCAGAGCUAACGAGGAAAGAGAUUUAAAGAGUAUUGGAUAUUUGUCAAACUUUUAUUUCCAGGCUGUGUGCAAAGAGGGGACUCAACUUCAAUUUUCUGCCAAGGCUCUGGGUCCAGCUACCUACCUGAAGGUCUAGAAAGAUGAAGACCAUGCUUUUUUUCCUAUACAUGUUGGGAACUGUAGCUGCAAUCCCGACACAAGCAAGGUUCCUAUCUGAUCAUUCCAACCCAACUGCUGAUUCCUUGAAUUCCUUCCAACAGACUGAAAUGCUGGUAACAGCUGAGCGCACUGCAGUUCCCACUGUAAAGGCUGAAGAUGCAGAAAAUGAAAAGGAAACUGCAGUAUCCAUAGAAGACCAUCCCAACCAUAAGCCUGAAAAAUCUUCAAUACUAAAGUCAGAGGAAGAAAACUAUGACCAGUUAGCAGAUCAAGACCCAAGUUAUGGCCAAAACCUGGGAUUACAGGAUCAAGAGGAAAGUGAAAGUGACUUACCAGCGAAUUUGGAGUAUACACCAACUGAAGGUACAUUGGACCUAAAGGAAGAUAUGAGUGAGCCUGAAAAGGAAAAACUCCCAGAGAUCACUGAUUUCCUUGGUCAUGAUGUUAGCUCCAUUGUAGAUUCUAACCAACAAGAAAGCAUCACAAAGACAGAGGAAAACCAACAACAAACUACAAAUGACUCACAUCCUCAGUUCAACAGGAGCAGCAAACAUAGCCAAGACCUAAAUGAUCAAGGAAGCCAAGAGCAGGAUCCAAAUAUUCCAAAUGGAGAAGAGGAAGGGGAAAAAGAGCCAGGUGAAGUUGGUACCCACAACGAUAACCAAGAAAGGGAGAGAGAAGUUCCCAAGGAGCAUUCUGACAGCAAGCAGGAAGAAGACAUUACCCAAUCUGAUGAUAUUUUGGAAGAGUCCAAUCAACCAACUCAAAUAAGCAAGGUGAAGAAAGAUGAAUUUGAGCAGGGUAACCAAGAACAAGAGGAGGAAAACUCCAAUGCAGAAAUGAAAGAGGAAACUGUGUCAAAAAUCAAUAAACAUGAUCAAGAUACAGAAUGGCAGAGCCAAGAAGGAAAGCCUGGCCUUGAAGUUAACAGCAACCAUGAGGAGACGGGUAAAAAGACUCUUUCUGAGCCUUUGCUGGUGGAGCCUACUGAUGAUGGUAACAUCAUGCCCAGAAAUCACGGGGUUGAUGGUGAUGGUGAUGAUGGCCCCAGAUACAAUGCAAGUGAUGACUACUUCACCCCAAGCGAGGCUUUCCUGGAGAAUGAAAGAGCUCAAUCCAAUUAUUAUCACAUCAAAUAUGAGGAGCAAAGAGAAAAAGCACAUGAGAAUGAGAAUGUGGAUACCAGUGCACCUGUAGAAAACCAAGGGGCCAAGAAAGUAGAGAGCUCACUGAAUGAAGAUGACAGCUCAACUGAAGGCAACAUGAGGAUGCAUGGUGUUGAUUCUUGCAUGAGCUUCCAGUGUAAAAGAGGACACAUCUGCAAGGCUGAUCAACAGGGAAAACCCCAUUGUGUUUGCCAAGAUCCAGUGACUUGUCCUCCUACAAAACUCCUUGACCAAGUUUGUGGCACUGACAAUCAGACCUAUGCCAGCUCCUGUCAUCUCUUUGCUACCAAGUGCAGACUAGAGGGGACCAAAAAGGGGCACCAACUGCAAUUGGAUUAUUUUGGAGCCUGCAAAUCUAUUCCUGCUUGCACAGACUUUGAAGUGACCCAGUUUCCUCUAAGGAUGAGAGACUGGCUCAAGAAUAUCCUUAUGCAGCUUUAUGAGCCUAACCCUGAACACGCUGGAUAUCUAAAUGAGAAGCAGAGAAAUAAAGUCAAGAAAAUUUACCUGGAUGAAAAGAGACUCUUGGCUGGGGACCAUUCCAUUGACCUUCUUUUAAGAGACUUUAAGAAAAACUACCACAUGUAUGUGUAUCCUGUGCACUGGCAGUUUAGUGAACUUGACCAACAUCCUAGGGACAGAGUCCUGACACACUCUGAGCUCGCUCCUUUGCGCGCAUCUCUGGUGCCCAUGGAACACUGCAUAACGCGCUUCUUUGAAGAAUGUGACCCCAACAAGGAUAAGCACAUCACCCUGAAGGAGUGGGGCCUCUGCUUUGAAAUUAAAGAAGAAGACAUAGAUGAAAAUCUCCUGUUUUGAAUUAAGAUUUGAAAGAACGCAAACUUCCCAGCAUCCUCCCCUGUUCUUAUCACUUCUGAAGUAUAUGCAGCCAUAAUAUUUGUAGAUUUAUAUUUAGCAAAAUGCUUGCAUGUCUGAGAAGACAAUGAGAGUCACUGCUUGAUAACAGUAUAUGCACCAGGCAUUUAACAUUAACUCUGAAAAUAAAACUCUAAAAUUAAGUAAAGUCAAUAUAUGCAAAAUAUCAAACAUUGUUCACUGUUUGUGAACAAGAGUUUAACUCAUCACUCUCUGCAUCCAAUUAUGAGAUACUUAAAAAUGAUAAAACUCAAAAAAAAGUAGGUUCAUUUUGUCUGUAUUAUGUGCACUUCAAAAAAGUGAAAUAAUGUUCUUUGUUGUUGAUGUAUAUUAUUUUCAAUAUCUUAAUAUCCUAAUAAAAGUCCAUAAAAAUCAAA